Messenger RNA from Naegleria fowleri, 1254 nucleotides. RefSeq lists its product as uncharacterized. The coding region runs from base 1 to 1254 and encodes 417 amino acids. The record is from RefSeq and is a predicted model, not a curated record. The transcript has a single exon. NCBI's taxonomy places the organism in Eukaryota, Heterolobosea, Eutetramitea, Acrasida, Naegleriidae. Gene Ontology annotation, molecular function: protein binding.
AUGUCCCACUCCGAUUCUUUCCUCUCGGCUGAUGAUUUUGGUGAAUCAUCAUCGACCGCAGCGAAUAUUGCUUCAUCAUCGGAUGGGGCUUCCAAUACUGCAUCAUCAUCAAACGCUUUAAAGAGAGGGUUAGGAGAGGCUGGAAUUGAAGAGGACUCUACUAAUCAAUCUACCAAGAAAACGAAACACACCAUAUCCAUCCCGGUACACAGCUCGUGGUUUAAUACCGACGAUAUACACGACAUUGAGAAAAAGUCUCUUCCAGAGUUCUUUGGAGAGGGUAAAGAUCCAAACCACUAUAAAACAUUAAGAAAUACUUUGGUUUCGCAUUUCAGAAAAAACCCGGAUGUAUAUUUGUCAAUGGCCGAUUGUAAAAGAAUUACCAAUGCUGACACAUCAACUCUUAUUAGGCUUUAUUCAUUCCUUGAGCAUUGGGGAUUAAUCAAUUAUGCUGUUGAUCCAAGAAAUAAGCCAGUUAAAAUCAAUCAACCACUGAGUAAUUCCGAUUCUGACACUCAAGUACAUAACUAUACUUCUGACGGACAAACCUUGACUGAAAAAUUCUACACCUUCCAGAAUUUGAAAGAGCAAAAGAAGAAGGAACCUAAGGUAACACCUCCAGUCUCUAACUGGACUGAUCAUGAAAUCCUAAGACUUUUAGAGGGAAUUGAAAAAUUUAAAGAUGAUUGGGACAGUAUUGCAAAACAUGUUCAAACUAGAACAAAAGAAGAAUGUGUUUUACAAUUUUUACAAUUACCAAUAGAAGAUGAAUUUUUGUUAGAACAAGAGGGCCUCGACAAUUCAAUGUAUCAAGAUUUACCACUUCCAUUUGCAGAUGCUAGCAAUCCAAUUAUGCAUACAGUGGCUUUCCUUUCUUCAACAGUAAGCCCUUCAGUUGCAGCCGCUGCCGCUGAAGCAGCAAUGCAAAAAAUUAAGGAGCAAGCAAGCAGCUCUGAACCUGAGAAACCAGCGACAUUUGACGUGACAAAACUAGAUGUUCAAUCUGCUUCAAGUGUUGCUCUUGGUGCCGCCGCAGCACGAGCUAAGGAGAUUGCAACUAGAGAAGAAAGAGAACUCCAAAGACUAGUGGCAUUUGUGAUUGAACAACAAUUGAAAAAGCUAGAAAAGAAAAUCAAGUACUUUGAAAAGUUAGAAAAAGCAAUGCAAAUCGAGAGAGAAGAAUUGGAAAAAGCAAGAAAAGAAUUGCACCAACAAAAGAUGGAAUUUAAGUCAAGCUCAUCAAAUCAAGAAUAA